AUGCCAUAUUACACCAAGUUCCUAAAAGAAAUUCCAUUCAAUAAAAAGAAACUUGAAGAUGAAGAGACAGUGGCUCUCACUACAAAGUGUAACACCAUUAUCCAAAACAACAUGCCCCCCAAACUGAAAGACCCUGGUGGUUUUUCUAUCCCAUGUGUUAUAGGCAAGUUUGUCAUCGACAAAACACUUUGUGAUUUAAUAGCUAGCGUAAGUUUAAUGCCCAUUUUGAUUUGUGAACAACUAAACUUAGGAGACUUAAGACCUAGGAGAAUGUCCAUUCGAUUGGCAGAUCACUCAGUUAAAUACCCUGUAGGAAUGCUGGAAAAUAUUCCAAUACGCAUUGGCCAAUUCUACAUCCCUACGGACUUCAUAGUAAUGGAUAUAAAGGAAUAUUCUAGUAUACCUAUCAUAUCAGGUAGACCUUUCUUAGGCACUUCCGGUGCGAUAUUAGAUGUAAAGCGAGGGAAACUAACAUUCGAGGUAGGUGAAGAGAAGAUUGAGUUUAUUCUUUACAAAUUUCUUAAAGCUCCAGCUAUAAAUGACACAUGUUGUUUCAUUGAUAUCAUUGAUGAAUGCAUAAAAGAAUUAGCAGCUGAACAACCACCGCCUAUUAAGGAACCGAUCGAACUUCCAGUUGAAGCUAUGCUAGAAGAAGAUGAGGUAGAAUAUGAUUGUCCUUAUAAUGAUGAUAGGUUAAGAGACUGUAUUGCACUUACACCUGACCAUAUGUCAAGCCCUAAGCAACCAUCAGUUGAACAUAAGGUACUACCCAAAAAUCUAAGAUAUGAGUUUCUAGAUGGACGCCUUGAUCGUCUAGUUAUAGUUAAUGUUGAUCUUGACAAAGAUGAUACUAAGAAACUCUUAGUAGUGUUGAAAAAGUAUCAUACUCCUUUAGGCUACAAUGUUUCAUAUCUAAAAGGGAUAAGCCCCUAUGUGUGUAUGCACAGAAUCAUGCUAGAAAAGGACUCUAAAUCCUCUAGAGAGCACUAG
Messenger RNA from Lathyrus oleraceus (garden pea), 990 nucleotides. RefSeq lists its product as uncharacterized. The record is from RefSeq and is a predicted model, not a curated record. The transcript has a single exon. Bases 1 to 990 code for a protein of 329 amino acids. NCBI's taxonomy places the organism in Eukaryota, Viridiplantae, Streptophyta, Magnoliopsida, Fabales, Fabaceae.